AUCAUAACAUUUAUUGCACACGGCCCUAAGUUUCAAUUCUUGACCCGCAUUUUGGAAAUAACGUUACGUGUAGAAAAAAAGAAUAAUGUCUGUAAUAAAAGCCGUAUGCGUUUUAAGCGGGACUGCAGGAGUUAAAGGAACCGUCUCCUUCGAACAGGCAAAAGCCGAUGGACCUGUUACCGUAACCGGUGAAAUUACAGGCUUAACCCCAGGAAAGCACGGCUUCCAUGUUCAUGAGUUUGGUGACAACACAAACGGUUGUACCAGUGCAGGAGCUCAUUUCAAUCCCCAUGGCAAGGAACAUGGAGCACCGGAAGAUGAGGUUCGUCACGUUGGAGAUUUAGGAAAUGUUGAAGCAGACGCUUCAGGAGUUGCUAAAGUGAACAUAACCGAUAGCUUGGUUAAUUUGACUGGUUCACUAUCUGUUAUUGGUCGAACCAUAGUAGUCCAUGCUGACCCCGACGACUUGGGAAAAGGAGGACACGAAUUAAGCAAGACUACCGGAAAUGCUGGUGCCAGAGUUGCUUGCGGUGUUAUUGGAAUUUCUAAAUGA
This is a messenger RNA of Dimorphilus gyrociliatus, 553 nucleotides long. NCBI's taxonomy places the organism in Eukaryota, Metazoa, Annelida, Polychaeta, Dinophilidae. The record is from the annotation of a GenBank genome assembly.